AUGGCUAAAGACAUGGAGAGAAUCUUCGACGCACAAAUGUGUCCGAUAGAUAACAGGCUUGCAUUUACGGUAUAUAUGCUCACCAGAGAAGUUGAACAUUGGUGGAUCAGCACCAAAUCCAUCAUGGAGGAGAGAGACGAGCAUGUGACUAAGGAGGCAUUCAGGGGGGAAUUCCUCUCUGAAUAUUUCCCAGAAAGCAUCCAGUAUGUUAAGGAGGUGGAAUUCCUCCAGUUGACUCUAGGAGGGAAGACAGUAGCAGAGUAUGCAGAGAUAUUUAAGCACCUCAGUCGUUUCUACACCAAGCCACUUGAUGAGGAGUGGCGAUACAGGAAAUUUGAAAAUGGUCUUCGUGGUGAUAUUCGCUUGAUGGUAGCCCCACUAUCCAUCAAGGAUUUUGCUACUGUGGUGGAAAAGCCUAAAGUAAUAGAGAAAAUGAAGAAUGAGGUAGAGGAGCCGAGUGUAGUGCUUCAUAGUAGAGGCCCUCACUUGAGGCAUGUUUGCCCACGCACGGAAGGCUAUCGUAGAUGCAACAACUGUGGCAAGCAAGGCCACUUUGGGAAAGACUGUCCCACUCUUGCUAGGACAGCGACACGCCCUCUAGUUCAGACUCCUGCACAGAACCAGCAGAGGAACAAAGGCAACAGGCCUCAGGCGACAGGUAGGGUCCACGCUAUGACGGGAGCAGAGGUUACAGGCUCAGAGGAGCCUGAGUUAGUAUCUUCUCAAGGAGUUAUGAAGGAGAUUCAGAGUGGCGCACAGUACUUCAUAAUUUUCACUCAUAUGGAGGUAGAGGUGAAAGAAGGGACAUCGAUCAUACGGGUAGUACAUGAAUUUGAAGACGUGUUCCCAGAUGAAGUACCAGGGCUGUCUCCCAAUAGAGAGGUGGAGUUCUCAAUUGACCUAGUGCCUUGA
Messenger RNA from Vigna unguiculata (cowpea), 912 nucleotides. NCBI's taxonomy places the organism in Eukaryota, Viridiplantae, Streptophyta, Magnoliopsida, Fabales, Fabaceae. The record is from RefSeq and is a predicted model, not a curated record.